AUGGCCACAACCGGCCUUAAUUCCAUCAGCAAACCUUUCGACACGAUGGACUCCAAGUACCACACCCACGCCUCCUUUAUCCGACCUUCAUCUCAACACAAUGCCGAUUACGACGGACCUCUCAUGGGGCGUACCUCUUACCGCUGGUCCUUCUUAGAAGAGCCGCAAGGCUGUAAACUUACCGUGGCUGAUAUCCAAGGAAGCCGAUCCACUACUGCCUGGUUUAAACCAGACGCCCCAGGUCCAUAUACACUCAAUCUGUCUGUCAAGGGACACGGCGCAACCUACGCCGACGCCAUCAAACUCCGUGUUGUGGAUGUCGAUGAUGAGAAGGACGCACAUCUUUUGAAAUCGGACGAUCUCGAUCAAGAUUUUUUUGUAAUUGGCUGCAAAUUUUCGGACAAGUCCGAUAAGCAACAAGACGCCGUUUCACCCUCUGCAUUGUCCAAGCCUUCUGCACAAAAGAAGGCUUCCGCAAAAAAACGAAAGGCAUCCAUCCCUUCCCCGGCGUCAUCUGCUUCCCAUGCUGUCAAGACUAAGGACUCGGUCUCCGAGAAGCCUCUUAAGCGUUCGAAGAACGACAUCACAGCUCUCGCAAAAGCAACAGCAAAACUAAACGUCAAGGCACAGAUCAAAAAGUCUAAGGCGAGAAAAAUGGCGGCAAAGGCCAAAUCACGAGGCAUCUUAACCAGUGAUUAUGAUGAUGAUAAUGAUGGCGAUUCAGGCGAUGACGAUGACGACGAGCAAAUAGGUGGAGGGGGCGGAUACGAAGAUGACGAUGACGACGAGUUAGACGCCAUGGACAGUGGUGAUGAUGAUGAGGACCUUGGCCCACCCAAAGAGAAGACCGAUCAGGGUGGUGAUGAAGGCGAUGAUGAGGAGGACAGGGGCGAAGGAGGUGAGGGAGAUGGAGACGAUGACAGUGCCGAUGAUGAUGAAGACGGCGAUGAUCGGGAAAAUGGAGAUCAAGGGGAAGAUCACGAUGACGAUGAAGAGUCUGACGAUGAUGAUGAGAAUCAAGAUGAAAUCGAAAUUGAAGAGGAGGAAGAGGAAGAGGAAGAAAAAGACGGAGGAGAUGCAGGCACUGGUCUCGGAGAUGACGACGAUCGCGAGGGCAACAUAGACGCCGACCAGGACGACGACCAAGACAACGAGAACGCCGUCAUGUCCGACGACAUGAAGGAUGAAGAAGAUGAUGGCGAUGGCGAUGAUGACGUAGAUCCUUCACCCCAAGAUCCUGUAGCUGCCGAGGAGGAUGAUGACGACGAUAUGAUGGACGGGGAGGAUUACGGUCAGCCACAAGAUAUCAUUCCAGAACGCGACGAAGACGACGAUGAUGACGACGAUCUCGACGAAGACGGCGGUGGAAACGAUCCAGUUAAUGACGACGAUGAUGACGAUGACGACGACGACGAUGACGACGACGAUGACGACGACGACGACGAAGGCGAGGAAUGAGACUAGAAGGGUGCCGUGACAUGGCCAUCCUAUUGCCUCUCACGAAAUUUGAGAAGCGUCAAAAUUCAGUUGCGGCACCACAGACAAACUUUGUCUUUCAAUUUAUUAAAGCUGUUGUAUCAACACCAAGUUGAGAAGUCACUGGAGCUCAGGACAUAAACGAAAGAGGGCAUCUCCCACAUCCCUGAAUGAAUCUGCACCCAGCCUUGCUGGUGCUGGUAGUUUCUCUGAUCUCACCAUCGACAUUUAACCUUUUGAUGCUCUUCAUUCGGGACAUGAGACCUAUGGGUGCGCUCGGUUUUCUUCAUCACAGUCUUGUGUUCAGCUGGGAUCACAGGAAGGUGAGGUACUGGAAGCAUUGCAGGCUGGAGCAAAGCACUGCUUCAGUCUCGACUGGGGAGAAACCCGAUUGCGCGAUGAACACUGUCUUGGGCAGAAUUAUGAAGCGGAAGCACUUCGGCACUGCAGGUAUUUGUAGCAACUCUUGCAAUGUGAACCACACGCAAGCCAGAGGUAUCAUCGUAGCUCGUGGAAAUCUCACCCCGGGGGCAAGACUAAAGACGUAUGAGGACUGCUUUAACUCUGACCGUGCUGAGAUAUACGAGCAAGUCAUUGAGCUUGUGAUUAGGAACAGGAUGGAUUUGCUAGUCAAAAGACGUCCUUUGAGACAUGUUUCAAUGUUUGUGGGCAGAGCUUUGUCCAAAUUUAAUAAGGCAGCUCUUCGUGUCUCAUAUGCACGAGCAUUUAGUGAAACGUACUAUCAUAGUUUGAUGAGAUGUCGACGGCUUCGCUAGUGGUUUAUUGGUCUUUCUUCUUACUCAAGCCGCCAGUCACAGACAAACUGCAGCUUUGCACAUGUGUUUCAUGGCCACUUUUUCUCAAUGUGUCGAUGCAAACCAUGCAAUGUUGAGGUGAUGGAGGGAACAGGCUUUUUGUUAUCCGUACUGGCGGACCACUAUUUUAUGCAUGGUUUCACUGAUUGGACAACAUCCAUGUAUUGUCUGUUCCGGUACUGAAAGACGCACUUACGCCUGUCUGCACUUACGAUCGAAGGUAGCAGACGCUACCUUCUCAACGCCAUGAGACGAACAAUUUGCAGUCUCUGUGCUCGUCCAAUUCAUGCGAAAGCAUUGACGCAUGUGUGAUACUUGAUGUUGUCCUACGAUUCUUAGAAAUACGAACUACAGUUCCACUUUUACGUACCUCUCUGGGGUCGGCUCCUUGUACUACGUCCUUGCCUGGGUAUGGCGGAGAGUGACUCAUUGUAUUACGAUGAUGCCUGGGCUAGGAAGGUAUACUCAAUUCGUAGCCGACAACAGCAUUGGUAUACAAAGGUUGUUCGUAAAGUCACGAAAACGCGUGUUUUGGCG
Molecule: messenger RNA, 2828 nt
Organism: Chondrus crispus (carragheen)
Lineage: Eukaryota; Rhodophyta; Florideophyceae; Gigartinales; Gigartinaceae
Exons: 2
Coding region: 1-1458 (485 amino acids)
Source: RefSeq, a predicted model, not a curated record